UGCGCGGUUCGCUUCCGGGUGAUGUUGACUGCAGAGGUGAAGAGCAGCCCCUGAUGGAGACACCUCCACCACCGCCCAUCUGCCGGGAUCAAUAAGCCAAUCACCUCAUCGAUCAUCUGGAAACCCAAGUUCGGCUCGUAUCGCCGCGAGGACAGCGCAGCGCGAGUCGCGAGCGAACGACCGUUGAUGACGGAGGAGCCUCUCUGCGCUCGAGGUUAGCAGCUAGCUUUAGCUUCUCUCUCAGCUUACAGAAACUACGCCACUAAUCGAUCAAAUUGAUUGAUAGUGUGAUCGGUUUGAGCUGCGUGGGGACACCCAGCUGGCGGUUCUCCAUCCCAUCCUUCCCAAUAUCCUGCUCAGGAGCUUCACUCACUCUGUGAUCGUAGCGUUGUCGUUCUGCACCGCGGCCGCCCCGGACCGGCCCGCCGCCUUCCCUGUCAGGCCUCGAGCCGCCAAAGCCAAUGGUAAGCACAGCGGGCGACCUUAGAGCCGCAGACCCUGCACAGCCGCUGCGCUGCUUUCCGCUAUCGAGCCGACGAGUAUUACGAGGGAGGAGACGGUCCGGGACGCGGAGCCUCAACGCCAGCGAUGCCCGGAUCCUCGCCGGCCAGCAGCAAGGCUCGGGUUUACACCGACGUCAACACGCAGAAGAACCGGGAGUACUGGGACUACGACGCACACGUGCCAAACUGGAGCAACCAAGACACCUACCAGCUGGUGCGCAAACUGGGCCGAGGGAAGUACAGCGAAGUGUUUGAGGCGAUAAACGUUACAAACAACGAGAAGGUGGUGGUGAAAAUCCUCAAGCCUGUCAAGAAGAAGAAGAUCAAACGGGAAAUUAAAAUUUUGGAAAACCUACGAGGCGGAACCAACAUCAUCCGCCUGGUGGACACGGUCAAAGAUCCGGUGUCCAGAACGCCAGCACUUGUCUUUGAGUUCAUCAAUAACACAGAUUUUAAGGAGCUGUACCAGAAGCUGACCGACUACGACAUUCGCUACUACAUGUAUGAGCUGCUCAAGGCUCUGGACUACUGCCACAGCAUGGGGAUCAUGCACCGGGACGUGAAGCCGCACAACGUCAUGAUCGACCACCAGCUGAGGAAGCUUCGUCUCAUCGAUUGGGGUUUGGCCGAGUUCUACCAUCCCGCUCAGGAAUACAACGUCAGGGUGGCGUCUCGCUAUUUCAAAGGCCCUGAGCUGCUAGUGGACUAUCAGAUGUAUGACUACAGUUUGGACAUGUGGAGCUUCGGCUGCAUGCUGGCCAGCAUGAUCUUCCUGAAGGAGCCGUUUUUCCACGGCCAGGACAAUUAUGACCAGCUGGUCCGCAUCGCCAAAGUUCUCGGCACCGACGAACUGUUCGGCUACCUGCACAAGUAUCACAUAGAACUGGACACUCGCUUCAAAGACCUGCUGGGACAGCAGUCGCGGAAGCGCUGGGAGCAGUUCAUCCAGUCGGAGAACCAGCACCUGGUGAGUCCGGAGGCGCUGGACCUGCUGGACAAGCUGCUGCGCUACGACCACCAGCAGCGGCUGACGGCGGCCGAGGCCAUGCGCCACAACUACUUCUACCCAGUGGUGAAGGAACAAGCGAACGCCAACACAGACGGCACAAAGGCAAUAAGCAGCUCCAAUGCAACAUGAUGACCAGACAGCAGGAAGAGGAGUUUCCACUUCUAGACGGAGGCGUUCUUAUCAACGGACUAAUACAUGUUUCACCGUCCAGCUGCUGCAGCCAGUUUGCACCUCAGUCCAGGGAGUCAAUAGUUUAUUUAAUAUUAGAUUUAAAUGAAAACAGUCACAGUAUUCCUUUACUGAACUCAAAAACCUGGUCAGUGAACGCACCAUGCCUCCCGGGUUAAUAUCUUUAUCUAAAUUAAUGCAUUCAUGUCCUGUCCUGUUGUACUCCUGUUUAUCACUCAACACAGGAGAAAUAAACACACAACAGGAGUAAUGAACACAAAAUAUAAGUUUAAUGUUUAUAAUGCCAAACAGCGGUUCUAAACAAUCUCAGGCAGGAUUUAAAAACAGCUCCAGGAAAUGUUAAAGGAUUUAUUAAAUCUGUUUUUAUUUUAUUAAUCUGACUCAGAUUUUCUGUCUUCCUUUAAUAACUUAGUUUUUUUUUUUCACCC
Poeciliopsis prolifica (blackstripe livebearer) is the source of this 2129-nucleotide messenger RNA. RefSeq names its product casein kinase II subunit alpha'-like. Bases 589 to 1641 code for a protein of 350 amino acids. Lineage: Eukaryota; Metazoa; Chordata; Actinopteri; Cyprinodontiformes; Poeciliidae. Gene Ontology annotation, biological process: protein phosphorylation; regulation of chromosome separation. Gene Ontology annotation, molecular function: ATP binding; protein serine/threonine kinase activity. The transcript is spliced from 13 exons. Gene Ontology annotation, cellular component: nucleus; protein kinase CK2 complex; cytosol. The record is from RefSeq and is a predicted model, not a curated record.